AUGGCCGAAAUGAGCUUGUUAGCUCCCUUGGAGCAGCUUCGCGACUUGAUCAAUACUUCAAUUGGUGUUCUACAGAAGAACGAGAAAGAACUCCAAGAGACACCAUUCUCUUCAAUCGCUCUUGAAUUGCAUCCCGUUCAUCAGUCGACCAAUAUCGAAGUCAGGAAGGCAUUGAAGACGAUUGCGAGCUCUUCACAAAUGCUACGUGCACUUACCGACCCGCACACUUUUUUGAAUGACAUAUUUAUGGGUUUUCAUGAUGGCACAGCCCUUCUCGUCUGUGUAGAGGCCAACGUCGCAAACAUCAUUGGGGGCACGGAGAUGCACAUUGAUGAUGUUGCCACCAAGGCAGAAAUAGAGAGUGACAAACUGGCUCGUUACAUGCGCAAUCUCUGCAACAGUCACGUCUUUCGCGAGGUCUCCCAGGAUGUCUUUGCAAACACAUCCUUGUCUGGGUUACUCCGCGAAGAGGGAAAGCGAGCACAUGUGGCUCAUUGCCUCGAUUUGGUUCGCAAGAGCUCCUGCAGGGCUUGGGAUGCCUUGAAGCUCCCUGAGUUCCGGAAUUCAGAUGCUCCUGACAAGACGGCCUUUAAUCUGGCUUACAACACCAAGCUGAAGAUCUUCCAAUACCUCUCUGAGGUUGAGCCAGAGAUUGGAAAGCGCACAAAGCUGGCUUUUGCUAGUGGAACUAAGGUCAAUACUGACGAGUUCCUUGGCGUGUACCCGUGGGCGAUGGAAGGCAACGCUAAGAUUGUCGAUAUCGGUGGCGGAGUUGGUGGGGGAACUAUGCCCGUCAUCAAAGCGUUCAAGGAUCUCAAACUUGUCGUGCAAGACAUACCUGAUACCCGGUCCAACUUUGAAAGAGUAUGGAAUGAAGAUUGCCCAGAGGCCAUUCGUGACGGCCGUGUGAAAUUCGCUGUCCAUGAUUUCUUCACUCCGCAGACUGAAGAGGCCAACAUCUAUUUCAUGCGACAUGUAAUUCAUGACUGGCCGGACGCCGAGUGUGUGAAGAUAUUGGAAAAUACCGCAGCCAAGAUGACCUCUUCUACCAAGCUGCUCAUUUGUGAGCACGUUGUCCUACCGUCGUACCGACUUCCUCCAACCGCGAACCUUGCGACGGGUUCUGCCAGAGAUGAUUUCGCCGCACCCGAGCCACUCCUUGCCAACUGGGGUGCCGCACACACAAGCCGUUUAGACUUGCAAGUCUUGGCUUGUCUUAAUGCACGACAGCGUACGCAGGCUCAGUACGUAGCGCUGGUUCAGCAAGCAAGGCUGGAAGUGGUUAAAUUUUGGAGGAACAUGGGGCCCUUGGUUAUUAUAGAAUGCCGGAAGCUCUGA
This is a messenger RNA of Parastagonospora nodorum SN15, 1338 nucleotides long. RefSeq lists its product as hypothetical. NCBI's taxonomy places the organism in Eukaryota, Fungi, Ascomycota, Dothideomycetes, Pleosporales, Phaeosphaeriaceae. The record is from RefSeq and is a predicted model, not a curated record. The coding region runs from base 1 to 1338 and encodes 445 amino acids. Gene Ontology annotation, molecular function: O-methyltransferase activity. The transcript is spliced from 3 exons.